UUUGACACCAAGCUGGCUGAGUGUCAAGUUUGUUUAGUACUCUGAGAUUUGUUCAAUGCCUGAAAAAAUAAUAUAUUUUUAAAUUACUUCAUCUAAUUUAUAUGAAUUGCUUAAAAUUGUGAUUUACAAUUAUUUACAUUUUUGAGGCGUGUUUAUUAUAAGUAUUAGAUGAUGAACAUAAACGUACGUAUAUAACGCACAUAAACGAAGGUAUUAAACAUAACCUCGAUACCCAAACAAACCAUUGAAAAUGGCAACAAAAUUCGACGCUGCGGCGUACAACUUCCGCAAAAAAAUGCCCUACAUCAGCAAGGAUCUGCUGCGGUGGUUUCCCGGCCACAUGAACAAAGGUUUGAAGCAAAUGCAAAGGAAAUUGAACAAUGUUGACUGUGUCAUUGAGGUUCACGAUGCGCGGAUACCAUUCUCUGGCCGAAAUCCUGUAUUCACUAGCUCUGUAACUGGUGCUAAGCCACACAUAUUAGUUUUAAAUAAGAAAGACUUGACGAUAAGCUCAUUAAUACCGAGAGUAUCUGACCAGUUGAAAGCUGAACAGAAUAUUGAGCAUGUAGUAUUUACGAAUAGCAAAGACCAGUAUGACCGUGGAUUGAAAACACUCAGGCCCCUUAUGGUAGACUUAAUAAAGGAUUCUAAUAGGUAUAAUAGAAGUGACGAGUUGGAUUAUAAUGUGAUGAUAAUCGGAGUGCCAAAUGUUGGGAAAUCUUCAUUGAUUAACAUGCUACGGUCAAGGAAUCUGCGGAUCAAACACGCCUUGCCGGUCGGAGCAGUGGCUGGGGUCACUCGGAGUUUAAUGACCAAGAUUAGAAUAAAUAAUGACCCAAUUAUAUUCAUGUAUGAUACUCCGGGGAUCCUAGAGCCGUCUGUAACAGAUGUGGAGAUGGGCCUGAAACUGGCGCUGUGUGCCUCCCUGCAGGACCACCUGGUGGGAGAGGAGGCUAUCGCCGAUUACCUGCUGUUCUGGCUGAACAAGCACGGAAAGUUCAAGUAUGUGGACUACAUGGGGCUGGAAGAGCCGUGUGAUGAUAUCAAUAAGGUCCUCCUAGCCGGCGCUAUCAAAUUCAACCGCGUCCGCAGGACCCGGAACUACGACAACAGCAUGCGGGACGUCCCGGACCUGCUCGAGGUCGCGCGGACCAUGAUCAAGGCGUUCCGGACCGGGGAACUGGGGAAGGCGAUGUUGGACCUCGACAUGUUGAGACAUAGACAAGGAAGGGAGGAGAAAGCUUUAGCAUAAAAACAGUCGUCUACAAAAUCACGUCUUAGUCCCUUACGGGGCAGACAGAGCCUAGAAUUGCGAAGUACGAAAGCCACACGUUUAGCUGUGUCACGAUGUGUCUAUAAAGAGGGGAACACGGAUUUUUAACGAACUAUAUUUCUUUGCCAUUGUAAUACCAAAUAUAAUGGUCAUGAUUGGUUGAUAAGGUCCAGUGUUGCCAGUCAAGAGGACACAGCUCCCAAUCUUAUUUAUAUAGAUUAACAUUGACGUCAAUUUUGAAGAGCGGUUCUCACUCAACCGCUCAUCAAAAUUGAUGUCACACUUCUAUAGAGGAUUGCCGUCAGGCCGGUCGUAAAAUAAUUAUUAUUAUAAAUUCGUAAAAGUGUCGUGUCACCGUUUCGCAGCUAAACCGCUGAAUUGAUUUUGUUGAAAAUUGGUAUACACAUUAUUUCAUGAAAUGGAAUUUAAAAAAAAGUACUAGUUUAAAAAAAAUAAAAAACUGUCUCCCCCCCCGAAGCCGAAUAACCCAAACCUUCGCCCGCGCAGGCAACAGCUAAAUGUAUAUAUUAAAGUAGGUAAGAAUGAAUCUGUUUCUGUGAAUAGUUGUUAAAUAUAGUUAUUAAGAAUACUAAAAAUAAUUUCAUUAACCUUUAUUUGCUGCACCAAUCUUCUUGAAACUUUGCAUACAUUGAAAGUACAGAGAAGGACAUAGGGUACCUUUCAUUCCGGAAAAACAAAUGUUCCCGUAGGAAAAUUACGCGGGCGUAGUCGUGGGCAAAAGCACAAUACAUGCAUCCUCAUUCCAUUUAUUAGAAACGUGGAAAAUGUCAUUGGUACGUACGCGACGUCAAUCAAAACACGAUGCUAACAAUUUGCAAAACUCAUGUUAAAAAACUCAACAAAUAAAAUACACGUUUUCAUGGACAAUUUUAGACAACGGAAAUUAUCGAAGAUUAAAUGAAAAUUAUGUUUCAUUAGUUUGUCACGGGACAGGCACAUUAAUUGCCUGAGUAUGAAUCCUAUACAAUACCUGGUGACAUUGGUCGACUCAAUCGAGGAGUAUCGGUGGCUGCUGCAGCUGGCGAACGACUGCUACCCCAUCACCGCCAUGUCGAAGUUCCACACGUUAUAAACAUGACCAAACUCCUCCCACGGCACACGCCGAAGAACCCGAGCUUGGUUAAAACGAAGAGAAAAAAAAAUCGAAAAGCCUUGUCAUUGUCGUUAAUAUCUUGUCGACACGUCACUGCUAUGUCCACACUUUGCAAACAUGAGUAAAGUUCUCCCACGGCACACGCCGAAGAACACAAGCUUGGUUAAAAUUAAGAGGAAAAACCGAAAAGCAUUGUCAUCGACAACAAACACUUUGUUGACCAACAUCACUUUCUCCACGUCAGCUAUAGCUAAUGUCAGAUCAUUGAGGAACAGCAACACGGAAAACACCCUCAGCAUGAUCAGCACACCUUGGAGUACUGAUUAUAAUUCAUACGCGUCUAUCGCUUCACAUAAAGGCGCCGUACGAAGUUAUCCAUCCUCGGCGAGCCUCAUGCCUAUUUCCAGCUCAACAGUGAGGGCAUCCUCGCCGGAGAACUUGUCUGUCAAGACAACUAUCACCCUAUAUAAUGUUCCGAGUGUGCCAACAGAACAAGAUUCUGCAUUUCGUUUCCCAAAACUGAAACUUACUCGUAUCAGAUCUUCUGAUACGUUGAGCUCUUGGACUAUAGAGACUUUUACGAGCAACGGGCUGUCAAGUGUUUCUGGUAAAGUGAAACCUAAGUACCCGUGGAGCCCUAGUUCGGUGUUCAGCGGGACAGACAUAUACCCAACUACUGUGGAGACGCUCGUGUCCAGGAAGGGCAGUCGGGAGUCUUCGCGUGUGUUCGGAAGCGUCGCAUCGAGGUAUGACAUGGCGCCAAUGAACCUCAAGGAAAACAAGUCUGAGGACGAUUUCAUUUUAGACUCAAUUUUGAUAAAAACCAAAGGGAUCCCCAUUUGGCACUGAUCCCUAAAUAGCAUCACCAUUCACCAAUCAAUUUCAAUAUUGUUAUCGUGUAAUGUAAAAAAAAUUGUAAAACCAAUAAAAUGAUUUAUUGCAA
Molecule: messenger RNA, 3330 nt
Organism: Plodia interpunctella (Indianmeal moth)
Lineage: Eukaryota; Metazoa; Arthropoda; Insecta; Lepidoptera; Pyralidae
Exons: 3
Coding region: 251-1252 (333 amino acids)
Biological process (GO): mitochondrial translation
Cellular component (GO): mitochondrion
Molecular function (GO): GTP binding; GTPase activity
Source: RefSeq, a predicted model, not a curated record